This is a messenger RNA of Morus notabilis, 2046 nucleotides long. RefSeq names its product ABC transporter G family member 6. Gene Ontology annotation, molecular function: ABC-type transporter activity; ATP hydrolysis activity; ATP binding. Lineage: Eukaryota; Viridiplantae; Streptophyta; Magnoliopsida; Rosales; Moraceae. The record is from RefSeq and is a predicted model, not a curated record. Gene Ontology annotation, cellular component: membrane.
AUGGAAGACGUGCGAGAAGAGGAGAUCGCCGGCGACGGAAACGAAACGUCGCCGCACCGUGUGCUAAACAUCAAUGACGCAAGCCUCGAUCCGAAGCCAUUGUUGUUUCUUCUCUGUUUCACUAAUCUCACAUACAGCGUCAAGGUUCGUCAGAAGUUGACAUUUUCUUCCGUGCUGGCAAGACCCGCUGAGCCUGAAAUGAAGACAAUCCUAAAGGACAUCUCCGGUGAGGCGUGCGACGGCGAAAUACUCGCAAUCUUAGGUGCGAGCGGCUCCGGAAAAUCGACGCUGCUCGACGCCUUAGCCAAUCGAAUUGAGAAAGAGAGCUUGAAAGGAAGAGUGAGUUUAAACGGCGAGGUUUUGGAGUCUAGGUUAUCGAAAGUGAUCACGGCCUACGUGAUGCAGGACGACCUGUUAUUCCCGACGCUGACAGUGGAGGAGACGUUAGCCUUUGCAGCGGACUUUCGGCUUCCCAAGAUGCUCGGGGAGUCGAAGAAGAAGGUGCGAGUUCAGGCGCUGAUCGAUCAAUUAGGCCUCCGAGGCGCCGCGCAGACGAUAAUCGGCGAUGAGGGCCGCCGUGGCGUCUCUGGCGGAGAAAGACGACGCGUCUCGAUUGGAAUCGACAUAAUCCAUGACCCGAUUCUUCUCUUCCUUGACGGGCCCACGUCUGGGCUCGACUCGACAAGCGCGUUCAUGGUGGUGAACGUCCUGAAGAACAUUGCUCAGAGUGGGAGCGUCGUCGUAAUGGCCAUACACCAACCGAGUUACCGGAUUAUCGGAUUGCUCAAUAAAUUGAUCUUCCUCUCCAAAGGACAAAUUGUUUACAGAGGAUCGCCGACUAAUCUCCAUCUGUUUUGCUCCAAAUUCGGACGGCCAAUCCCCGAGAAUGCAAACCCGACCGAGUACACGCUUGAUUUAAUCUCUGAGCUCGAAUGCUCAACCAACAAAAUCAAUAGUUUGGUGGAGCUCAACAACACAUGGAAAAGUCCUAAAAACAAAAAAUCCGACACUAUUCUAUCUCUUACGGAAGCAUUGAAUUUAGGUAUCUCCAAAGGAAAGUUAGUCUCCGACGACGUUAAUAUUUCCAACAUCAAGAAGACCUUCGCAAACCCUUUCUGGACAGAAAUGUCAGUUCUGUACAAGCGUUCGAUGACCAAUUCCCGAAGAACACCGGAGAUUUUUGCCGCCCGGCUGAUCACAAUUUUAACAACCGGUUUCUUACUCGCCAUCAUAUAUUGGCAGCUUGAUGAUUCUCCCAAGGGGAUAAGAGAGCGAUUAGGGUUCUUCGCCUUCGCGAUAUCCGCUACCUACUUCUCUAGCUGUCAAUACCUUCCGGUUUUCCUCCAAGAGCGAUUCAUCUUCCAUAGAGAAACCGCUUACAAUGCUUACCGCCGAUCUUCCUAUGUACUUUCUCAUGCUUUUGCGGUGCUCUUGCCGCUCUUUGUCUUCUCGCUCGCCUUCUCGACCGCAACAUUUUGGACAGUGGGGCUUGCCGGAGGAGUCACAGGUUUCCUAUUCUGCUUCUUGAUCAUCUACGGAUCGUUUUGGGCCGGAAACUCCUUUGCCGUGUUCGUCUCGGGAUUAGUCCCGCACCUCCUGCUUGGAUACACCGUCGUCAUCGCCGUCUCUGCUUACUUCCUUCUCCUGAGCGGAUUCUUCAACCGGAACCGAAUCCCGCCUUUCUGGAUUUGGUUCCACUACGCCUCUCUCAUCAAAUAUCCCUAUGAAGCCGUAAUGCGAAGCGAAUUCAACGAUCCGACCAAGUGUUUCAGGAGGGGUUCAGAGAUGUUCGACGACACUCCGUUUCGCAACGUUUCUGAAGACGUGAAAGCGAGGAUGUUGGGGAACUUGAGCGCCAUUUCGGGAACUAAUCAUAACGUAACAAGCUCGACGUGUUUGACGACUGGUUUGGACGUUCUGAGAGAGCAAGGAAUCACUGAUCUCGACAAGUGGAUGUACUUAUUGAUUAUUGUUGCCUGGGGUUUCUUUUACAGAUUCCUGUUUUAUCUAUCGUUGUUGCUUGGCAGCAAAAACAAAAGGAAGUAG